AUGAUCGGUGCAUAUUGGGCAAUGAUUAUCCGCGGCAUCUUCUGUGUUAUCCUAUACGGCGUGCAAGCAACGCUCGGUGGCAAUGCUGUUCGGUGCAUGCUCGAAGCCAUCUGGCCGUCUUUUGCCCACUGGCAUCUCAACAGUCUCCCAGCGAGCGCGGAUAUCUCAGCUCCUGACCUGCUAUGCUUUGCUUUGUUCUGGCUGGCCUCGUUCCCGAUGCUCUUCGUGCCCAUGUCUUCGCUACGUUGGGUGUUCGCCGUCAAGAUCGCCAUCAUGCCAUUCUUCUAUGUCGCCCUCUUCACAUGGGCCUUGACGGCAGGUCACGGUGUGGGACCACUGUUUUCCAUUCCAACCAAGAUCACGAGUGGUUGGUCCGUCGGUUACGUCUUUUGUUCAACCAUCUUGGCUACCAUAGGGGGUAAUGCGACCUUUGCAGUCAAUAUGGCAGACAUCACUCGAUAUGCAAAGAAUCCACGGAGCGCAGCGAUCGCACAAGCGUUCGCGUUGCCGAUUUGUAUCACGAUGACAAUAAUGGCAGCAACCGCACAAGUGGUAUACGGCGAGGUCCUCUGGAAUCCUCUGACAAUCAUCCUGCUCUGGAACAAUAGAACAGCAAAGUUCUUUGCGGGCUUCCUGUUUGCCUUUGCGACUAUCGCAACAAAUGUGACCGGAAACAGCAUUCCAUUCGCACACGACAUCAUGGGCAUCUUUCCCCGGUACAUGAACGUUCGACGAGGACAAGUCCUUUGCGCCAUUCUAGGAUUCGCCAUGAAUCCUUGGGUCAUACAAGCCCGCGCGUCUCGUUUCUUCAACUUUGUGGGUGGAUAUUCGAUAUUUCUUGGGCCAUUGGUUGGGAUUAUCCUCUGUGAUUACUUUUUCAUAAGAAAGUCGAAGCCGUACAAUAUGCUACAUCUGUAUCGAGCAGAGGGACUGUACUGGUACUGGAAGGGGUGUAACCUUCGAGCGCUCUCGGCGUGGCUGACUGGAGUGAUUCCUCUGCUGCCAGGCCUGAUCCACAAUAUUAACCCGAACAUCAAGAUGGGCAGAGGCAUUGUGGAGUUUUUCACCAUGGGUUGGCUUGAGGGAUUGAUCAUCGCAGCAAUCACGUACUACUUGCUGUGUCUGGCGUUCCCAUUCAGUAUCGUCGUCAAUGAUGGCUCUGAUGUCGUCAUAGAAGCGAAGGACGAAGAGUCCGUCAGUCAGAUUCCAGCUACAGGGAAGCCUGUUGAUAUCGUGGGCUCCAAGGAGAUAUGA
Messenger RNA from Exophiala spinifera, 1254 nucleotides. RefSeq lists its product as uncharacterized. The transcript is spliced from 8 exons. Gene Ontology annotation, biological process: transmembrane transport; nucleobase transport. Bases 1 to 1254 code for a protein of 417 amino acids. Gene Ontology annotation, molecular function: nucleobase transmembrane transporter activity. The record is from RefSeq and is a predicted model, not a curated record. Lineage: Eukaryota; Fungi; Ascomycota; Eurotiomycetes; Chaetothyriales; Herpotrichiellaceae. Gene Ontology annotation, cellular component: plasma membrane.